Molecule: messenger RNA, 1030 nt
Organism: Zophobas morio
Lineage: Eukaryota; Metazoa; Arthropoda; Insecta; Coleoptera; Tenebrionidae
Product: replication factor C subunit 4-like
Exons: 10
Coding region: 2-1030 (342 amino acids)
Biological process (GO): DNA-templated DNA replication; DNA repair
Cellular component (GO): DNA replication factor C complex; nucleus
Molecular function (GO): ATP binding; ATP hydrolysis activity; DNA binding
Source: RefSeq, a predicted model, not a curated record
GAUGUCCCCUUCUUUUAUUAAAAGUAUACCAAAUAGUGCUAAGGUUGGUGGUAUUUCCCAGCCAUGGGUAGAAAAAUACAGACCUAAGACCAUCGAUGAGGUUGUCUCCCAAGAAGAAGUAGUGGCUUCUCUAAGUGCUGCUGUCAAAGUUGGAAAUCUUCCUCAUCUUUUAUUUUAUGGGCCCCCCGGAACCGGAAAAACUUCCACUAUUCUAGCUCUCUCUCAUCAAAUAUUUGGCCCUGAACUAUAUAAAGAACGGGUUUUAGAAUUAAAUGCUUCGGAUGAGCGCGGAAUCGAUGUAGUUCGCGAGAAAGUAAAAAAAUUUGCGCAAUCUCUUGUCUCGGUGAGCAAAACCGCACCGCUAUUUAAAGUUGUGAUUCUGGACGAAGCGGAUUCGAUGACGAAGGAUGCCCAGGCGGCCUUACGCCGUACAAUGGAGGUCUACUCUAAGAUGACCCGAUUUUGCCUUAUAUGCAAUUAUGUUACCAGAAUCAUUGAGCCGUUAACGUCCCGCUGUGCAAAGUUUCGAUUUAAACCUCUACCCUAUAGCUUAAUGGAAGAGCAUAUCAAAAUGAUUGCAGAGCAGGAAGCCAUUUCCCUUGGGGACAACAUGAUCGAGACGCUAAUUAAAGUUUCCAGCGGUGAUCUACGCAAAUGCAUUACUCUUUUACAAACUUGUUUUCGCUGGAAAGACCAGGCUGCCAUCACAGUUUCCGAUGUUCUGUCUGUCGCUGGGGUCGUCCCGGAAAAAGUGAUUCUGGAAUUAGUCGAAUGUCUCCGGAGCGGCUCUUUUACCAGCGUCUCUGCAAAGGCGAAGGCGUUGAUCAACGAGGGCUACUCGGUCACUAGCGUCCUGCAGCAGCUGCACGACUUUUAUCUCGCCGACAACUCCUUGACUGAUCCGCAAAAGUGUAGCAUUUUCCUAAAAAUGUCGGAGGUCGACUGGUGUUUGAACGACGGCGCAGAUGAGGAACUACAACUUCGCUCUCUAGGCGCAACCGUCUUGUCUAUUCUUGCUGAAGUAGCAUGA